AAUGCAUCACUCUUGAUGCUCCUUUUUGGGUUCGCAGAAUGUGAGUGGUAGAAACUAAAAAGAGCCCUUAUACACAAAAAGGCUAAUUGUUUCCUCUUAUCUCCUUAAUGAUUUCUUCACAGGUUGCCCAAAUAAUAACAGUGCUUUGGCUCAUCAACUUGUUGGUUUGCAUGAUUGGUAGCCCCCCUUUUAGAGAAAAAAAGUAGUAAAUUUGAUGGGUUUUUCAUGCUUCCCAGAUGUAAAGAUUUGAACUUGAAAGUGAAAAAGCAGUGGAAUUUGGAGCUGGGUUCCUGAAGGCUGUAGUGGGUUCCAUGAAAUUUCACAUCUUUUUUCAGGUUUUUUCAGUAAAGCAUUGUUCUUGAUGUGUUUCCUGAACUAGGUUUGCUGAAGAUUUUGCUGGGUUUUCAGCAUUUGGUGGUCAGAUUUUGAUGAUUAGUUGUGCUGAAGCUUUCAGAAAUCUCUGUGGAGUUGCAUUAGCAUGUAUCUGAAUUGUAGGGUAUCCUCUGGUUUUAAUGGCAGAUUGCCCUUCAAUCUUGACUUGAACAAGGCAAUGGAGACUUUGCAUGGGACUAGCUGUACCAGAAGAUGGAGAGGAAAGGUCCUAAUUCUGGGGCUUCUGGGUUUUGUUACAAUCAUUUGGGGUUUCUUUAGUUUCAAUGAUGGAGGUUUGGGGAUGAGAGAGAAGGCUCCAGAUAUGGGUGGAGAGAAAGCUUGGAUCCUGCAGCAGCAUUUCAAUGUCAGCAAAUCCCAACUUCUCGCGUUCGCUUCGUUGUUCUCCGAAUCAGAUCAGAUAGCAUCCCUUGAAUGUACCAAAGAACCAGGACCAGGUAUGAUGUUAGGUAAUGUCAUUUCCUGUUAUCUUAAGGUGCUAUGUUCAGAUGAGGAGUUUCAGAAGCGACAUAAAUGGGCAGCAGAAAAUGAAGAAGCCAAGGACCAAUGCCUGGUUCAAGAUGAGAACAUCCGCAGGAAGUGUGAUGUAUCAUUGCUGGAGGACACAUCCCCAUCAUGCACUGUGCAAUCUACAGUUUCAGCUAAUAGGAUUUGUGAAAAGGAGGAGUGUGCAAAAGAGAACUCUCGGAUGCUUUGUACUUUGGUAAUACAAUGUUGGUGGGCAUUUGUUGGAAUGAUCAUGUGUUACAAACUGUCUGGUUUUUCUAUGAAAUUGUGGAGGAAUAAAAAACAGAAGUUGGUUCAAAAGGUUGAAGAGCAGCCAUUGCGUCGGAGGAAGCAGCCAGAGAAACAGCAACAGCAACCCCCAAAGCCUCCUAAGGUUGCUGGCACUUGGAGGAAGAAUCUACUUUUAGUAUUUAUCGUAUUUGGUUUCAUUACAUCAUUGUGGUUAUGGUGGCACUUGUGUGCAAGAGAUCAUUUGUGGAGGGAAGAAACACUUGCCAACAUGUGCGAUGAACGAGCCCGGAUGUUGCAGGAUCAGUUUAAUGUGAGCCUGAAUCAUGUUCAUGCUUUAGCUAUUCUGGUCUCCACCUUUCACCAUGGGAAACAACCUACGGCAAUUGAUCAGAAAACAUUUGGUGAAUAUACAGAGCGAACAGCUUUUGAGAGACCCCUUACGAGUGGUGUUGCUUAUGCUUUGAAAGUUACUCAUGCCGAGAGGGAACAAUUUGAGAAGGAACAUGGAUGGACAAUAAAAAAAAUGGAAACUGAGGACCAGACUCUAGUCCAAGAUUUUAUUACAGAAAGCUUGGCCCCUGCGCCUGUUCAAGAUGAAUAUGCACCCGUGAUAUUUUCUCAAGAAACUGUCUCCCACAUUGUCUCUAUUGACAUGAUGUCCGGAAAGGAAGACCGUGAGAACAUCUUGCGAGCAAGGGCAACUGGAAAGGGAGUAUUGACCUCCCCGUUUAAGCUAUUGAAAUCCAAUCACCUGGGAGUUGUACUCACAUUCGCCGUCUAUAAUGCUGAUUUGCCUCCACAUUCCACACCAGAGCAACGAAUUCAAGCUACUGUGGGGUAUCUAGGUGCAUCAUAUGAUGUACCGUCACUGGUGGAGAAGCUCCUGCACCAACUUGCCAGCAAGCAAACAAUUGUUGUGAAUGUUUAUGAUACAACUAAUUCAUCUGCUCCGAUCAACAUGUAUGGUACUGAUGUUAUUGAUACUGGCCUGUUGCAAAUUAGCAACCUGGAUUUUGGGGAUCCACAACGCAAACAUGAAAUGCACUGCAGGUUUAAGCACAAACCUCCGUUUCCUUUGACAGCAGCAAGUGCAUCCAUAGGAGUCCUAGUCAUUACCUUCCUAGUUAGUCAUAUUUUUCAUGCGGCCAUAAGCCGAAUAGCAAAAGUGGAGGCAGACUAUCGUGAGAUGAUGGAACUCAAAGUUCGUGCAGAAGCUGCAGAUGUGGCCAAAUCUCAGUUCCUUGCAACUGUUUCCCAUGAGAUCAGGACACCAAUGAAUGGUGUUUUAGGCAUGCUGCAAAUGCUGAUGGACACCGAUCUAGGUCCAAACCAACAGGACUACGCGGAGACUGCUCAUGCCAGCGGGAGAGAACUGAUAUCGCUGAUAAAUGAGGUUCUUGAUCAGGCCAAAAUCGAAUCAGGCAGGCUGGAACUUGAAACUGUUCCUUUUGAUCUGCGUUCAGUGCUUGAUAAUGUUCUAUCACUUAACUCAGGAAAAUCCAACGAGAAAGGGAUCGAGUUGGCUGCUUAUGUCUCCAAUAUGGUACCUGAAGUUGUUAUUGGUGAUCCUGGACGCUUUCGGCAGAUAAUCACAAAUCUUGUUGGGAAUUCAAUUAAGUUCACCCAUGACAAAGGACACAUAUUUGUCUCGGUGCAUCUGGUGGAUGAAGUGAGGGCCCCACCUGAUCUUAUGGAUGAAGUUCUAAGACAAGGCUUUAACCUAGUUGGAGAUGUCUCAAACAAAACUUAUAAUACAUUGAGUGGCUUUCCUGUUGUCAAUAGAUGGAAAAGCUGGGAAGGUUUUAAUUCAAUACGCAGCACAACACUGGAGAAAUCUGAUAUGAUCAAAUUACUCGUAACAGUUGAGGAUACAGGUGUAGGAAUCCCUCUAGAUGCACAAAAUCGCAUCUUCACACCUUUUAUGCAGGCUGAUAGCUCCACUUCUAGAACUUAUGGUGGUACUGGAAUAGGAUUGAGCAUUAGCAAACGUCUGGUAGAUCUCAUGAGUGGGGAGAUAGGGUUUGUAAGUGAACCUGGCACCGGAAGUACCUUUUCAUUUAUGGGAACUUUUGGGAAGGGAGAAUUAAGUUCCCUGGAGACAAAGUGGCACCAGUAUGAACCAGCUGUCUCAGAGUUUCAAGGACUGAGAGCAUUGGUAAUAGAUAAUAAAACCAUCCGAACUGAGGUCACGAAAUACCAUAUGCAGAGAUUGGGAAUAUCUGUGGAUACAGCGUCCUGUCUGGAAUCAGCGUGCUCUUAUUUAUCUAGCGCUGGCAACACCAGUCUUUCCACACCGUUGGCCAUGGUUCUUAUUGACAAAGAUGUUUGGGAUAAAGAAACUGGUAUUAUAUUGCAUCAGUCACUUAAAGAGCACAGGAAAAACAACGUGGAAUUGCUCAUAAACCUUCCGAAGAUACUUCUCGUGGCUACUUCCAUCACUUCUGUUGAACGCAAUGUAGUAACAUCUUUAGGUCUUGUAGAUAAAGUAUUGACAAAGCCACUUCGGUUAAGUGUCUUAAUUGCUUGCUUUCAAGAAGCCCUUGGAAGACGUAAGAAGAGGCUUCUAAAUGCAAACAAGCCAACUCUUGGAAAGUUACUAAGAGAGAAGAGAAUUUUGGUGGUGGAUGACAAUGUAGUGAACAGAAGAGUGGCAGAAGGUGCUUUAAAGAAGUAUGGAGCAAUCGUCACCUGUGUGGAGAGCGGAAAGGUUGCUUUGUUGAAGCUUAAACCACCCCACAACUUUGAUGCUUGCUUUAUGGAUCUCCAGAUGCCGGAAAUGGAUGGGUUUGAAGCAACUCGGAUCAUCCGUGGUAUGGAAAGUGAGGUAAAUGAGAAAAUUGCAGCUGGGGAAGCAUCAGUUGAGAUGUUUGGCAAUGUCGUAAAUUGGCACACGCCAAUAUUGGCUAUGACGGCUGAUGUGAUUCAGGCUUCAAAUGAAGAGUGCAUAAAAUGCGGGAUGGAUGAUUAUGUGUCAAAGCCAUUUGAAGAAGACCAGCUGUAUUCAGCAGUGGCACGUUUCUUUGAGUCUGGUUAAUCGAGAGGGAUUCCUAUUGAUGUGGUUUUUCGUGGAUUGAUGUCCGUAGUGUCAUGGGCUCUCCAAUUAACACUGAGCUGCCCGGGCCCUACCUUGACUGGGUUGAGAGACUAGUUCUAUCCAUAUUUUCCCAACUUCCAACCACGGAAUACUGCGUAUUGGGCCACAGAGAACGUAUUCAUGUGCGUGUGUAUACUGGGAGACUGGCUGCCAUCACUUGUCGGAUCAAAUACUUUAUGAUCAUCCGCCAAGCAAAAUUAGAGAAAUGAUGGCCUUCGGUACAUACCCUCUGCUCUUGUUUGUAGAUAGCGUCUGCCUUCCGCUUCCACCUCAAAAAAUUUUCCUCCAUUGUUUGUAGUAUGUAGGUCGGGAUUAAGAACCAUGUAGUGCCAAAAUCAUCCAUUUUUUGAACUCUGCUGAGAUGAAUGAAUCUUUCAUCUCCUCGGUGUUGGUGCAAGAUUGCAAGCUAAUAAACCCGAAUCCUUGAAGGAUGAAAGAUUAUUUGUUCAUUUUAUCAGAGUUGAUGGCUGCUUUGACAUUCUACGCACGGAGGGAGAUCGAAGAAAAUACGAGACUCUUGAUAAUCGGAGAUAAGAGAGCGUGUGCACUUACGAGUUAGUCUGAGAAUGUCUUGAAAUUUUUUUGUAGGGGUGCAUAUAACUGUAUAUAUAUAUAUAUAUAUGUAAUGAAGAUCAUGUUGUAGGUGUAUCUUCAGAGUACCACUGAGUGUAAAUUAUAUGCGUUUCCUAUACUGCAUAAUUGGUUUCUCCAUUGAUGUUGCCAAAAACUGAGAGUACGGUUGGUUCGUUUGAUAACCAUAUUUGUUUUUAGUUUUCACUGAAUUCAUGAAUGAAAACAAAAUCUCGAAAGAGAAAUUUAGUUU
This is a messenger RNA of Malus domestica (apple), 5045 nucleotides long. Its product is annotated as histidine kinase 2. NCBI's taxonomy places the organism in Eukaryota, Viridiplantae, Streptophyta, Magnoliopsida, Rosales, Rosaceae. The record is from RefSeq and is a predicted model, not a curated record. Gene Ontology annotation, biological process: phosphorelay signal transduction system; phosphorylation. Gene Ontology annotation, molecular function: phosphorelay sensor kinase activity.